Messenger RNA from Arachis duranensis, 576 nucleotides. Its product is annotated as protein MAIN-LIKE 1-like. Bases 1 to 576 code for a protein of 191 amino acids. Gene Ontology annotation, biological process: meristem maintenance; meristem development. NCBI's taxonomy places the organism in Eukaryota, Viridiplantae, Streptophyta, Magnoliopsida, Fabales, Fabaceae. The transcript has 3 exons. The record is from RefSeq and is a predicted model, not a curated record.
AUGAAGGCUGAAUUAGACUCACUUGCGAAACGUGAAGUCCUUGGACCUGUAGUCCGUACACCUGCAGAUGUAAAAUCUGUUGGAUGCCGAUGGCCUAACAGAAAUUUGUUGGUGCGUAAAUUGAAUCCGCCACAGAGUUGGAAUCCGAGGGUCGAAAACUACUUACGCGCCACUGGAUUCUACCACGUAUCUAGGAUUGGGAUGAUAAGAGGAUUUCACCCGUUGUUAGCUGCUCUGGUUGAAAGGUGGAGGCCGGAGACUCACAUUUUUGUGUUGCCGGUGGGUGAGGUUACAGUGACAUUUGAAGAUGUCGCACAUAUAUUUGUGUUACCAAUUGAUGGAGAGCCUGUGAGUGGAUGGACUGAUAGUAGUAGUGAUUUCGUUCAGAGUCAGAGCAUGGCAAUAUUCGGACGUCAACCGGUGCUCAGUCGGUCAACCCUAUUCACAGAUAAGUCGACUGCAUAUGCCCAUGCGAAGUAUCUACCGUUGCUUCGCGGUUUCGAGCGGAUUCAUACUUAUAGUUGGGGUUCAGCAUAUCUUGCACAUCUUUACAGAGCACUAUGCCGUGCAUCAUGA